This is a messenger RNA of Columba livia (rock pigeon), 5210 nucleotides long. RefSeq names its product transmembrane anterior posterior transformation 1 (gene TAPT1). Bases 1875 to 3299 code for a protein of 474 amino acids. The transcript is spliced from 15 exons. Gene Ontology annotation, cellular component: endoplasmic reticulum membrane; ciliary basal body. The record is from RefSeq and is a predicted model, not a curated record. Gene Ontology annotation, biological process: positive regulation of cilium assembly. NCBI's taxonomy places the organism in Eukaryota, Metazoa, Chordata, Aves, Columbiformes, Columbidae.
UAACGGUGCUGUUAGAGCCUUGAAGUUGUAUGCAGGUUAUUAGAAGUCUUUUAAACUAAGUGUAGUUUACUGGCGGCAUUUCGUAGGGAAAAAAUAAGGGAAAAUGUCUUGGCCUUUGCCAUCAGCCUGCAGCUAUAUUUGCAUUUAUACUCAAACGGCCAAUUUCAGGUAUCUACAGAGUAAUUUUUGAAAAUAGCCCGUCAUUUUUUGUAAAGUAUUGUCACUCAGUGCAACAGGGUUGAUUUAGUGUUGAUAAGGUUGCUUUAUUAGCACCAUAUUCUUGCGUGGCUUGCUGAAAAAAUCUGGAAAGUGCUCAAAGUGGUGUCCAAAUUUCCUGGCUUUCUGCCUCAGUGUUGGCUUGAAUGUGAUAGCAUAGGUCUUACCAAAUGAAAAAACAAAACCAAAACCACACACCUGCCAACAAUUCAGUGUUUUUCUUCUAAGCUUGACAGGUGCUAUAUCCCUUUUUGACAUGCUUUGUCGUAGGACUUGCAGCAUUAUUGACUACACUUCUGUGGUACUGAUGAAGCAAAUGUAAUUUCUUUAGUUGUUAGGAAUUAGCUUGAUUGUAGUAUUAUUAAUUGCUUUGUGGUGAAAAAAAAACAAUGGCCAAGAUACAUACCAAUGUGCCUGAAAGAUAGCUGAACAAAUAACUUUUUGAAAAGUAGGGAAAUAGGAAAUUCCAUCCCCCCCAUAACUAUCUUCCAACUAUUGUUUUUAAAUUAAAAAAUAGUUAAAAUUCAUUGGUGCUCUCUGACUCUUCAGGACAAGAAAACAUAAGAACAGGCUUCUUGAUAGAGCAACUAAAAAUUCUUACUCAUCUACCGGUAGUAAUAUGUUACAUGGUAAACAGAAGUAGGGUUUUUUCAAGGUGGUAAAGCAGAAUCAGUACAGUACAAAUAAGUUGUUUAGCGGAGAAGGAAAUACUUGUUUUUGGAAACAGUAUUGUGCUGUUAUAGUCUUGAUUGAUUUGAGUGUUUAUGGAAGGAGUGUGUAUUUAGGAUUGACAGAAGCAAAGUAUCUGGAAUUGUUCCAUUUAGGAUUAAAGUUACGAUUAUAUAGUGAUAAAAAAUUAUUGAGCGGCGGUACGUUUCACAUUUGCACAAGUUUUCCUCUCCAUUUCUGGUUAAUGGUUAUCCUUUGUGUAGCUGUGCAUUGAAGUAUAACUUAGGUAAAUCAUUAUCUUUUUACCUUUAAGGAAUUAGUGGCCUUUUAUGUUUUGAAAAUGCUUGCACUUUUUGGUCCUGAUAUGAGGAGAUAAAUGAAAAUACUUUAAGCACUUAGUAGGCUAUCAGAACAGUUGAAACUUAGGCUACAGUCUGAAGCUUUCUGAAUGAAAAGGAAGGAAACUUGAAGUAGGGAAGGAAGUUGAAGUAGAAAUUGAAGUGUUUACUUACAUUUAAAAAAAAAUGAUGCUUUGAUAGUGGAAUUAAGCCAUUUUUCAGAUGAUUUAUUGCUCUGUCCUGCCUUAGUGUCUUAUCGUGUUCUUUUGCUUACUGUGUUUUUCCUACAGGGUCAGCCACUGAUCUGUUUCACAGCUGGCACAGAACUAGGGCUGAUGCUGGGUGGCAGUAAAGGCUCAGAAAUGAGCUGGCUGAGUGUCUGUGCUUCAGUGCAUCCCCUGUCACUGAAGAGAUUGUUUUGCAGUCACAGUCUGGAGCUUGUGUAUUGAUCAACCUCGGUCAUAUCUGGGGCUUGAAAGUCUGGCCAGGUGGAAGAAACUUAGAAUAAUUUGGUUUUUAACAAUAGGCCCAUCAAAGUUUGUGUGAGAUCUUUCAUUGCUGAGAUUCAUCAGUGCUGAGCUAACAAGAGGUUACUUCCUUGAACACAAUGAAGCAAAAUACACAGAGCGGAGAGAGAGAGUGUACACGUGCAUGCGGAUACCAAAAGAACUGGAAAAGUUGAUGUUUUUUGGAAUCUUUUUGUGCCUGGAUGCUUUUCUGUAUGUGUUCACCCUGCUUCCUUUGAGAGUUUUUCUGGCAAUGUUCCGGUUCAUCACUUUGCCUUGCUAUGGCUUACGCUCUCAUCGGGGCCUAACAGCAAGUGAUAGACGUUUGCUACAACCUGCUCAGGUAUGUGACAUUCUCAAAGGAGUUAUAUUGGUCAUCUGCUACUUCAUGAUGCACUAUGUUGACUACUCUAUGAUGUAUCAUCUUAUAAGGGGACAGUCUGUCAUAAAGCUCUACAUCAUCUAUAACAUGCUUGAGGUGGCUGAUCGUCUGUUUUCUUCAUUUGGACAAGAUAUUUUGGAUGCUCUUUACUGGACAGCUACAGAACCUAAGGAAAGAAAAAGAGCUCACAUAGGUGUGAUUCCUCACUUCUUCAUGGCAGUGCUGUAUGUCUUCCUGCAUGCUAUUCUUAUAAUGGUUCAAGCAACAACCCUUAAUGUGGCCUUCAACUCCCAUAAUAAAUCACUGCUUACGAUCAUGAUGUCCAAUAAUUUCGUUGAAAUAAAAGGAAGUGUCUUCAAGAAGUUUGAGAAGAACAAUCUUUUUCAAAUGUCAAAUAGCGAUAUAAAAGAGAGGUUCACCAAUUAUGUGCUGCUAUUAAUUGUAUGUCUAAGAAAUAUGGAACAGUUCUCAUGGAAUCCAGAUCAUCUUUGGGUGUUAUUCCCAGAUGUUUGCAUGGUGGUUGCUUCAGAAAUUGCGGUGGAUAUUGUGAAACAUGCCUUUAUCACUAAAUUCAAUGACAUCACAGCAGACGUCUACAGUGAAUACAGAGCCAGUCUUGCAUUUGACCUUGUUAGCAGUCGACAGAAAAAUGCAUAUACAGAUUAUAGUGAUUCGGUUUCCAGAAGAAUGGGUUUCAUUCCUCUUCCACUGGCUGUUUUACUCAUCAGAGUCGUAACAAGCUCAAUAAAAGUGCAAGGAGUCUUAGCUUAUGUUUGUGUUGUGCUGUUCUACUGCGGGUUAAUAUCUCUAAAAGUCCUUAACAGUAUUGUAUUGCUGGGGAAAUCAUGUCAAUAUGUAAAGGAGGCAAAAAUGGAGGAGAAAUUAUUCAAUCCUGUCCCUACUGCCACCCCAGGGAAAGCAGCUGGCAAACAGCAAAGCAUGUUUAAAUCUACCCAAGGAUUUUCCACAGAUGAAAAUGGAUCUACAUCAGUUACCAAUCAGCCUGUGCACCAGAAGGAGAGCGCGCCAUCUUUACUUGUAACAAGCAAUUCUGAUCAAUUCCUGACAACUCCUGAUGGAGAAGAAAAAGAUAUAAGCCAAGACAGUUCAGAAUUAAAACAUAGGUCUUCAAAGAAAGACUUGUUGGAGAUAGACAGGUUUACUAUUUGUGGAAACAGAAUUGACUAAGUUUGUUUUCGUUUUUGGUUUUGUUUUGUUUUGUUUUUUUAAUCAAUGUGCUAAGGAUACUGAGCUGUUGGGACAGCAGAUGCUACCAGAAUGGACAGUUGCCAAAAAAGGCACAUAAAUAUUUAUUUAAAAACUUAAAUUAUUAAUGGCAAAAAAAAUAUUAAUUUCUUUCUACAAGUAGCUUGGCUCGGUAUCUGGUCAGGUCGAGUAAGUGAUCUUUAACUUGCCUCUUGGAAAAUGUGGUGGAUCGUGAGUCUGUAGCCUGGUGGCAGAGCUGCAGGAUCACUUUUCUGGAAAAUAGGCUGGAAAAAAAAGCAUAAUCCUGCUCUGCGUUAUGAAACCAUUCUUCUAGAAGAUACUGCUUUUCAUGAAGGUUCCUCCAGUGUGAGGAUAAUCCUGGACAUGUAUGACAACUUGACCAGAAGCUUGCCUUUCCAGUUACAUGUUUUAUUAAACAUCUGCAAGCAGAAUUCAAAACCUGUGCUCAUAUCAACAAACACAUAAAGCAUUGGUACAUAAAACAGUAAGUCAAGAUAGUUAUUCUUGUGAAGAAAAAUCUUUUCAAGAUGUACCUUGAAAAUCUUGUAAUCAGAAUAAAAUUUUGCCUUUAAAUGAAAGACUUACUGCAUACUAUUUUAUCUAAAUAUUAAACACAAAGGAAGGAUCACAGUAAUGAAGGUUCUGCUUAACUGGGCAAAUAAGAAGCAUAAUAAUUUCUUACAUUGUGUGUCCUGCAAGGCAAAUUAUUUAUAAAAUUAUUUUUAAAAGCUGAGGAGUUUUUGUUGUAGGAAAAAAUAAUAAAGGGGCGCUUGAGGAAACACAGUGUGAAUUGCAGUGAGCAACUGUUGUGUUGAAACUGUGUGUAUGGCACUAACACAGCAGGAAAGAACAUUACACUGCUUUUGGGGUUUAACUCUGGGUAGAAUGACAUCUGUGUAUUAACUUGCCUGAGAACAUGCAUAUAAAAGCUCAUACAAACAAUCAGGUCGGAAUUACUCAUUUUAAUUGAUUGAGCUCAGACAAAUAGAUGGACAAGAUAUAUAAGGAGCAUUAAGGAAUUACAAUGCAUCUUAAUUUCUGGUGUGAGAUACAGUUGUGGGAGAAUUGAUGAAAGAUGGUUUGGAAUCCUCAAGACCAAGAAUGGAAUAAAUUUGAGCUCAAAACUUAGGCUGGAGACUUGUAUCAGAAGAGACCCUUUAGUUAAUGAUAAAUUAUUUAUAUAUUAUUGUUAAAACACAGCAUUAACUUCAAAUGCCUUUCAGAUAUUUAAGUAAGCACCAGUGCCACUUUCCAAGGGAAGUUACCAUAAAAGUACUUCAGUGCUGAACAAAUGAAGACAAAAUUUGCUCUUUGCUAAUUUCCUAAUUUGUCAGAGUGGGAAAGCCAAAGUUUAUUUGCUUUAUGAACAUGUGAAUGUUUAAUGCAUAUGCUAAUCCCUGAAUCUUGCAGGACUACAGUAAUAUAGCACGUGGAGACAGGUGGACGGAGUUACGGUGUAUCUGAGCAGACUUGGCCAUGAGGCGGCUUUGCCGUCCAGGUCAGUGCGUCUGCGCUGGUGGGAGCUUCUCCCUGCAGGCUUUGGGCCUCUCCCAUCAAGAGCAGCUGGAGUAACAGCCAAAAUCUGUGGUUACUGUUCAGGGAUGAGGGUGAAGAGGACUUGUGCUGGGGAAAAAGCUAAAGUUCUUUAAUUUUUGAUGUAUUUAUACUAAUUGGAGAUGUUCACACAUUGAAAUUCAGAUUAUCUGUCAAUUUGGUGUGUCUUAUUUUUGAAUUAUUUAGCAGUUGCUAAAGAAAGCUUGGAGUUGCUUUCAUUUUUUUCUGUUGAAUGACAUUCUGUAUCAAUUUUAUAAGUGCAUCUUGUGUGAAACUCAAUAAAAUUCAAUUUUGUAAUAUUUGUUUAAAAAAGGAAAA